Messenger RNA from Nerophis lumbriciformis (worm pipefish), 5113 nucleotides. It is a transcript of the gene riok2, whose product is annotated as RIO kinase 2 (yeast). Gene Ontology annotation, cellular component: preribosome, small subunit precursor; nucleus; cytosol. The record is from RefSeq and is a predicted model, not a curated record. Gene Ontology annotation, biological process: maturation of SSU-rRNA; protein phosphorylation. Gene Ontology annotation, molecular function: ATP binding; protein serine/threonine kinase activity. Lineage: Eukaryota; Metazoa; Chordata; Actinopteri; Syngnathiformes; Syngnathidae.
GCACCCUGAAUGACUUCACAUCCGCGUACAGCUUCCGGCAUACCCAUGUGUUUACUCAAAAUAUGAACAAUUAUUGUAACGUAUAACGUGUAACAUUGUAAACUCAGUAAUUGUUUACUUUCUAUUCAAAGUAUGGGGAAGCUGAAUGUGGUGGUGUUGAGAUAUCUGUCCCGGGAUGACUUCCGCGUCCUCACGGCGGUUGAGAUGGGAAUGAAGAACCAUGAGAUUGUUCCUGUGAGCCUCCUCUCUUCGAUUGCCAGCCUCAAACACGGCGGCUGCAACAAGAUCCUUCGAGAGCUCGUCAAACAUAAACUUGUGGCCUACGAACGCACCAAGACUGUGCAGGGCUACAGGUUGAUUUAUGGAGGAUAUGACUACCUAGCCUUGAAGACCUUGUCCUCCAGAGAUGUGAUCACUUCAAUCGGAAAUCAGAUCGGAGUAGGGAAAGAAUCAGAUAUUUAUAUUGUGGCGAGUCCAGAUGGGGAACAGUAUGCCCUGAAGCUUCACAGAUUGGGUCGUACCUGCUUCAAGAACCUAAAGAAUAAGAGAGAUUACCACAAGCACAGGAAGAACAUGUCUUGGCUCUACCUCUCUCGCCUCUCCGCCAUGAAAGAGUUUGCCUAUAUGAAGGCACUUUACGACAGAGGCUUCCCUGUGCCAAAGCCUGUGGACUAUAACAGGCAUGCAGUAGUGAUGGAGCUCAUCAAUGGAUAUCCACUGUGUCAGGUGCACGAACUGCAAGAUGCGGCGGCCUUGUACAGCGAGUUCAUGGAGCUCAUCAUCAAACUGGCCAAUCACGGCCUGAUUCAUGGAGAUUUUAAUGAGUUCAAUCUGAUGCUCGAUGACCAGGACCACAUUACUAUGAUUGACUUCCCUCAGAUGGUGUCCACCUCUCACACUAAUGCUGAAUGGUAUUUUGACCGUGAUGUGAAAUGCAUAAGAGACUUCUUUGCCAAACGAUAUCAUUACGAGAGCGAGCUCUUCCCAACCUUCAAAGAUAUCAGACGCUCGUGUUCUCUGGAUGUUGAGGUCUCAGCAAGUGGCUUCACCAAAGAUCUGGAAGAAGAUGCUGCAUUUCUACAACCGACUGGACCUGAGGGAGAGAAUGAUGAUGAUGAGGAGGAUAGCAACGAAGAGGAGACCUUUGAAGAAGUAGAAGAAAAAGAGCAGAGUGUGGAUGUAACAGAAUACAAUAAUGCAGUGCUGGAACUUGAGGGCUUGAAAGUUAGCAAUACAAAAACUGACAUACAGGAGGAGGAAGAGGAAGAGAGUGAAACAGCAGAAAAAGAGGUUGAAAAUAGUACAGACAAUGAGGACAUGGCUCUUGAAGUGAGAACCAAUGACAAGACUGUGAAUGAUUUGGGGGAAGAGUUGGAGGAUAACUUUCCAGAACUAUCUGAACUUUCUUCAUUCAACAAGGAGUUCAAACCUUUCAGAGACUCGGACAGCCUUCUACACAUGGCCGAGCACAGGAGGAGGAGGACAGACAGUGAGGCUACAAUGGGCAGCACAGGCAGCUGCUCCACCAUCCCACCAGAGGUUGUUCGUCAGAAGGUGCGGAGGCAGCUCACCAAACAACAGAAGUCGGCACUGAGAAGACGUCUGCAGAAGGGAGAGGCCAACUUGGUGACGCAGUCCAGGAGAGAGAAUCAAAACAACAUCAAGUCUAGCCUAGAGACCGCCAGCUUUUGGGGGUGAUUCGGUCAACUCGUACUCUGCCGUCAUCCGGAUCCGGAAAGUAUUCAGAGUGCUUCACUUUUUCCAUAUUUUGUUAUGUUACAGCCUUAUUCCAAAAUGAAAUAAAUUCAUUUAGUCCUCAGAAUUUUACAGACAAUACCCCACAAUGACAAUGUUAAAAGUUUUUUGUUUUUUUUUAAUUUAUUAAAUGUAUUAAAAAAUAAAAAAUCACAUGUAGAUAAGUAUUCACUGCAUUUGUGCAAUACUUCGUUGAUGCACCUUUGACAGCAAUUCCAGCCUCAAGACUUUUUGAAUGUCACAUGCUCGGCACAGAUAUCUUUGGGCAGUUUCGCCCUUUCGUCUUUGCAGCACCAAGCUCCAUCAGAUUGAACGUGAAGAGCUGGUUUUUAUCCAGGAUGUCUCUGUACAUUGCAGUGUUCAGACUUGAGGCUGUAAAGGCUUCCAAAGAUGCAUCAACAAAGUAUUGAGAAAACGCUGUGAAUAAUUAUUUUAAUGUGAUUUUUUUAUUAUUUUUUUAUAAAAAUUUGCAAGCAUUUUUUAAAUAAAAAACUUCACAUUGUCAUUAUGGGGUAUUGUGUGCAGAAUUUUGAGAACAAAAAUGGAUUUAUUCCGUUUUGGAAUAACGCUGUAACAUAACAAAAUGUGGAAAAAGUGAAGCACUGUGAAUGCUUUCUGGAUGCAUUGUAUUUUGCCAGUAAGAUCAGGGGCGCUGCCAGGAAUUCUGGGCUUCAUGAGAAAAAAAUCGCCUUGAGCCCCUUAUCAACUGAAUUUUUGUCAAUUGUUUAUUUUUUUGGAAUUGUCGUAACUUUCCCCCCACUAUACGGCGCCCCUGAAUAAGGUUACUCUGCAUCUACCGGUAGUUAAACACAAUGUAAGUAUGGAGUACUAGGUUGUAUCAUUCACAAUCGUUUUUUCUCUGAUUUUUAAAAGAAGGAACAUUAUUAAAAAUAUCUCCUGCAAAAAUUUCAUCCAACCUUUUAAUUAUUAUUGGGAGCCUAUUCCAUGUCAUUAGAGAUUAAUACCUAACCUGAAAGUUAAUCAACAGUUUAAAUGUGUGUUAGAGUUCGUCCAUCCUCGAUCCUUCUAAUCUUUAACACAAAUAUGAAGAAAAACCUGCUUCAUAACGAUGUGGCGUAUUGUCAUCAAUUAACACAACCAUUUUAACCCUCAUAGUUUAUUGUGGACAUUUUCACCCAUGCAGGUAAAUUUUUGCAUGAUUUUUGCCAUUACUUUGGUUGUGUUACUCCAAAUGGAAAUAUUUUUUCCUAAGAGGAUUUUAUUCAUGUUCAAUUUUAGAUUUAGACUUAAACAAACUAUAAUGAUCCACAAGGGCAAUACCUUUUUCACAAUAGCUCAGUUAAAAAAACAUUCAUGAAGUUUGGUUCUUUUAUGAAUUUAUUAUGGGUCUACUGAAAAUGUGACCAAAAAUGCUGGGUCAAAAGUAUACAUACAGCAAUGUUAAUAUUUGGUUACAUGUCCCUUGGCAAGUUUCACUGCAAUAAAGCGCUUUUACAAUAAAGCUUUUGGCAAGCUUCUGGUUGAAUUUUUUGACCACUCCUCUUGACAAAAUUGGUGCAGUUCAGCUAAAUUUGUUGGUUUUCUGACGUGGACUUGUUUCUUCAGCAUUGUCUACAUGUUCUCAAUGGGGUUUGAAAGUCAGGACUUUGGGAAGGCAAUUCUAAAACCUUAAUUCUAGCCUGAUUUAGCCAUUCCUUUACCACUUUUGACGUGUGUUUGGAGUCAUUGUCCUGUUGGAACACCCAACUGCGCCCAAGACCCAACAUCCGGGCUGAUGAUUUUAGGUUGUCCUGAAGAAUUUGGAGGUAAUCCUCCUUUUCAUUGUCCCAUUUACUCUCUGUAAAGCACCAGUUCCAUUGGCAGCAGAACAGGCCCAGAGCAUAAUACUACCACCACCAUGCUUGACGGUGGGUAUGGUGUUCCUGGGAUUAAAGGCCUCACCUUUUCUCCUCCAAAUAGAUUGCUGGGUAUUGUGGCCAAACAGCUCAAUUUGUGUUUCAUCUGACCACAUAACUUUCCUCCAGAAGGUCUUAUCUUUGUCCAUGUGAUCAGCAGCAAACUUUAGACAAGCCUUAAGGUGUCGCUUCUGGAGCAAAGGCUUCCUUCUUGCAUGGUAGCCUCUCAGUCCAUGGCGAUGCAAAACACGCUUGACUGCGGACACUGGCACCUGUGUUCCAGCAGAUUCCAAUUCAUUUCAGACCUGCUUUUUGGUGGUUCUCGGUUGACUCUUGAUCAUUCUGACCAAUUUUCUCUCAGUCAAUCAAUCAAUCAAUCAAUGUUUAUUUAUAUAGCCCUAAAUCACAAGUGUCUAAAAGGACUGCACAAGCCACAAUGACAUCCUCAGUUCAGAGCCCAUAUAAGGGCAAGGAAAAACUCACAACCCAGUAGGACGUCGAUGCAGCAGGUGAUAGCUUGCGUUUUCUUCCUGAUCGUGGCAGUGACAAAACUGUGCCAUGUACUUUAUACUUACGAACAAUUGUCUGCACAGUUGCUCUUGAGACCUUAAGCUGCUUUGAAAUGGCUUCAAGUGACUUUCCGGACUUGUUCAAGUCAAUGAUUAAUUUUUUUCAGAUCAGUGCUGAGUUCCUUUGACUUUCCCUUUGUUGCGUUUGUAACCGAGUCUAAUGACUGCAUCACAUGAGCCCUAUUUAAAUGGGCUCAGAGAAGUCAACAGGUGUCGUCAAUCAUAAUCACUCACAUGAAGUUAAGAGGCCAUGCCAUAAAGCUAAUUUGAUUUGAUUGUAACUUUUCUACAUCACCAAAAUUGAUCAUGUAUGUUGCUGUAUGUAUACUUUUGACCCAGCAAAUUUAGUCACAUUUUCUGUAGACCCAUAAAAAUCACGGCACGAUAACUUAAAAAGAAAGACAACUUCAGAUUUUUUUCAUUGUUUGAAAAUAGAACAAGCAAUUGUCUGCACAGUUGCUCUUGAGACCUUAAGCUGCUUUGAAAUGGCUUCAAGUGACUUUCCGGACUUGAAAAUGUACAAAUGAUAAUGGGGUUAUUUUUUUUACACUUACAUGUUGCGGUUAAUAGUAUUCUACCUUUAUUUGUCAUUAUUUAUACUUUCUGAAUAAAUUAUGUGACAAUGUUCAUCAGUCAACUCAUUGGUGUUCAUUUUCAAUCUAUCAAGAUAAAAAAAUUAUAAACAUCAAAUUACAGUUUGUUAUUUAUGUAGUUUGCUCGUGUUGUUUUGUUUUUACAUAUGUAGCAUAAUCUACAAAGAUACACAAAAUUGCUAUUGCGACAUCUAGUGGACACAUUUAGAACAGCAGUUUCUUUCAUUCAAAAGUUUCGGCUAAUUUUUAUACUUUGCAAACUCAUCCCGCGGGCCGGAUAAAACCUGUUCGCGGAACAUAGACUUAAUUAUACUGUACCUCAGGGAUCAAUACUCGGACC